Molecule: messenger RNA, 1347 nt
Organism: Penicillium daleae
Lineage: Eukaryota; Fungi; Ascomycota; Eurotiomycetes; Eurotiales; Aspergillaceae
Product: putative dipeptidase
Exons: 3
Coding region: 1-1347 (448 amino acids)
Biological process (GO): proteolysis
Molecular function (GO): metallodipeptidase activity
Source: RefSeq, a predicted model, not a curated record
AUGGACGAGAAGACUUCCCUGCAAGAUCUCCCUCGAGAGAUAGCAGCUCCAGCAAGCUCUAGAGCUUCGCCUCGCGCACCUAAAUCGUCCAUCCGAAGCUGGAUUCUGUGCGUGAUCACCCUGGUGGCUGGCGGCUGGUUCCUCUGGCCCCACUACUGCCACCAUACUCGCGUGCUCUCCAUCGAGGAUCGAGUCCACCACAUUCUCUCCACCACGCCUUUGAUCGAUGGUCAUGAUGAUCUGCCCAUCCUGGUCCGACUCACGUUCCAAAACCGCAUCUACUCACCGAACUUCACCGAUGCUUUCACCCAUGGCACUCUUCCUGGCCAUGUGGAUCUGCCUCGUCUGAAGAAAGGGCGGGUGGGAGGCACCUUUUGGAGUGUCUUCGUUCCGUGCCCGGUAGAUUGGUCCGACUUUGCCGAUGAGAACUAUGCGCCUAGCGUUCGAAUGGCCGUGGAACAGGUUGAUCUCAUGUCCCGGAUCCAAAAGGCGUUCCCAGAGGUCUUCUCGACACCCCCCAAUGGCACCACGGCCAUGGAGGCAUUCCAGCAGGGCAAGAUCAUCUCUCCGUACGGAAUUGAAGGGCUACACUCCAUCGGUAACUCACUAGCGCACCUACGAAUGUUCUAUGACAUGGGAGUCUCCUAUGCCACGCUCACCCAUAACUGCCAUAACAAGUAUGCCGACGCCGCCAUUCUCGAGGAACCAGACGGUAGCAUCAAACUGGCCGUCCCUCUCUGGCACGGCAUCAGUCCCGCAGGUGAAAAGUUGGUAGCCGAAAUGAACCGACUGGGAAUGAUCGUCGAUCUGGCCCAUGUCAGUCCCGACACGAUGCGCGAUGUGCUGGGCGCAGGCAAGACCGAGUGGACGGGCAGCCGGGCCCCCGUCAUCUUCAGCCACAGCUCAGCCUAUGCUCUGUGUCCACACCCGCGAAACGUGCCAGACGAUGUCUUGGAAUUGGUUCGAGAGCGCAACUCCAUCGUCAUGGUCAACUUUGCCCCCGAUUUCAUCUCCUGCCACGACUCGGGUCGGGAGGACGGGUUGCCGAUAGUGGACUAUGCCGAGGCCACCAUUGAGCGGGUUGCCGACCACAUCAUCCACAUCGGGACUGUGGCAGGCUUUGACCACGUUGGCUUGGGCAGUGACUUUGACGGUAUUCCGACCGUGCCCACGGGGUUGGAAGAUGUGUCCAAGUUCCCAGAUUUGAUCGCGGAGCUUCUUCGUCGGGGUGUUACGGACGAACAGGCGGCUAAGGUGGCAGGAGGCAAUCUUCUGCGUGUGUGGAAAGAAAUUGACCAGGUGGCUCUUAAGAUGCAGGCUGAAGGGGUUCUGCCUGAAGAGGAUUAG